AUGGAUGACAUUGAGAAUGAUGCAGUUGCUAGGUAUCCCCCUAACCCUUAUGCUGUUAGUCACCCUCAUAAUCAAGGUUAUGGUUAUCAGAAACAUCCUUUUCGGAAUUCUUCUUAUUCCCCCCAUCCAGUUGUAAAUGAAUCUGCCAAGGAUUUUAAUGGUGGUGAUGAAGAAGAUGAAUAUAGGUUAGGAGGGAAAGAUGAUGUUGUGGAUGAUGAUGAUGAUGAUGAUGAUGAUGAGAAUGAUGUUGAUCAAAAUAGGAGAGUUCGUAUUUCCAUGAAUCAUGUUGAUGAAGAUGAUGGCGUGGAUGUGGAUGGCGAUGAAAAUGAUGAUAAUGACCAACAACAGAGUGAGGAGUAUGGUUAUCUGAAACAUCCUAUGAGGAAUUCUCCAUAUUCCCGGCCAUUUGAAAAUGAAGGUAACAAUGAUGGGGAUGAAGAAGAUGAAGAGCGGUUAGUGGGGGAACAUGAAGGUGACGGUGAUGAUGAUGUUGAUCAAAAUAACAACUUUCAGCUUUCCCGAAAUCAUGUUGAUGAAGAAGAUAACAAUGACGGGGAUGGGGAUAGGGAUGAAGAUAACAUUGAUGGGAAUGGGGAUGGGGAUCAGGAUAGGGAUGAAAAUGGUGAUGACAAUGACGGAGAUAAUGACAAUAAGCAGAAAAUUUAUGCCAUGAUGAAUGAAGAUGAAUUUGAGUGGCACCCGAAAAAGCAAAAGCUAAAGAGUUUGAUGUCAACCUAUGAAUUUGCAGCUCGGGUGCCUGAACCAUCCGCUGCAGCUUCUUCAGCUACUAAACCAUCUUUUGGUGCUAGAAAUUCGCUUAGUGAAUGGACUGAGAAAGAGACAUUUGUUCUUCUUGAUGCGUGGGGUGAUCGGUUUCUUCAACAUGGAAGGAAGAGUCUUCGGUCUGAUGAAUGGCAACAAGUUGCAGAAAAGGUAUCAGAAGUUUCAAAAGUUGAUAGGACAGAUACUCAGUGUAGAAAUCGUUUGGAUACAUUGAAGAAAAAAUACAAAAAGGACAAGAUUAAGUUUUCAGAAAUGGGUGGUGGAGAUAGAAAAUGGGUUUACUUCAAAAAGAUGGAUAAGUUAAUGUCUUCUCCACCGCAACAAGCAGGUUUCUCUUGUGGUUUGGACUCAAGAGAAAGUGUUUUAAUGAAGCCUAGAGUUUUUGUUCAUCAUGCAAAUGGGUUGGAUGACACGAGGGAUAAUCCCACGAAUACUGAAGUCACUGGUAUAGAAGUUUUAGAAAGGCCUCGCGCAAAGAAAAGAAGAAAAGGUAGAGGCAGUGACGAGGCUUCUUCCUUCAAAUUACUUGCUGAUUCCAUUCAGAAUUUCAGUAAGAUAUAUGAAAAAAUUGAAAAUAAUAAAAGGCAGCAGAUAAUGGAGCUGGAAAAAAUGAGGAUGGAUUUCCUCACUGAAUUGGAAACACAAAAGAGACAGAUUUUUGAAAGAUUGCAGAGUGAGAUUUCAAAACUCGAGCAAAGAGACGAUUAA
Molecule: messenger RNA, 1491 nt
Organism: Lathyrus sativus (Indian pea)
Lineage: Eukaryota; Viridiplantae; Streptophyta; Magnoliopsida; Fabales; Fabaceae
Source: the annotation of a GenBank genome assembly